GGAAAAUACUCAGGACUUUUUCUUCCAUUUUGCUGUUCCAGUUUUCUUCUUUUAGAGCUAGUAACUGUUCUCAUCUGGUGAGUUACCUGGCUCGAAGGAGAAUCCCGACACGUUAUGGAGAACAGACAGGCCUCUUUAAAAGGCUCUACAUUUCUACAAAACACGAAGUUUUGAGCAGAGCAGCCAAGAGGCAGCUGAGGAGCUUGGCACUCCAGAGGUAGAUGUGCUCCCCAUGCACUUAGAGGUCCAGGCUGCUCAGACGCGUGCCGCAGGACCGCAGCUCUGAUGUCCUGCACCUCCCGGCGGGAACCGCUGACAUCCCACCUCUGAAUGGCUCCCUGGCAGCUUCGCGCUCUCUCCGUGGCUCUGCUGUGGGGCUGCGUGGCCUCCUCCUCCUCCUCCCACACCGCAGUUGCUCCCCCACAAGAUCUUCAGAUCACUGAUCCUGGACUUCUAGGUUCUCUCGACGUAGAGUGGAAACCUCCACCCAACAUACAAACCUUCAGUGAAUGCACAGUGAAAUACAGGUUUGAAUACCGAAACACUGGGGACAGAGACUGGAAGGUUACUUUUACUAGGAAGCUAAAAUUCAGAGUUGGAUUUGACCUCAACAGGACUGCUGAAGUGAAGGUACAGACACUGCUGGAAGGACAGUGUACUGACGAUGUGGAGGUGCAGAGUGACUGGGUUUAUGCUACCUUUCAGAUCCCACUGCAAGGGAAGCUGGAAUCAGAGGUUCAGAAUUUCCACUGCAUCUAUCAUGACUGGGAAUACCUCAAGUGUACUUGGCAACCAGGUCUCCUUGCUCCUCGUGGUGUACAUUAUGGGCUAUAUUAUUGGUAUGAGGGGCUGGACCAUGCAGCCCAGUGUGAUGACUAUAUUCAGGACCACGGGAUAAACAUUGGCUGCAUGUUGCAAAAUCUGAGCCAGGCAGAAUAUAAGGACCUGAGCAUCUGUGUCAACGGGUCGGCAGCAGCCACCGUGUUACGGCCGCUCUACGUCACCCUGCGCCUUCACAACCUAGCCAAACCCUCACCCCCAAAGCAGCUGGUGGUUUCCAUGUCUGCAGCAGAGGAGCUCCAGGUGGCUUGGAGCCCACCAGGUGGUGGAACACCUCCCCAGUGCCUGGAGUAUGAGGUUCAGCUGGCAGAAGAUCAGAGGGAGUCCAAGGCUGCCUGGGUGUCUGUGCCAACCCAAAUGGAGACCACUUUAACAAUUUCCAGGGAAAACCAAAGCCGUGUUUCAUGUGUUCGGGUCAGAGGGAGAACAAAUAUUUUCUGUGCUGACCAGGGCUUUUGGAGUGAAUGGACACAGGAAUGUUUCUCUGUGUCCAGAAAAGAGGACCAGCAGCUACUGAUCCUCAUUCCAGUCAUCCUGAGUUUGUCAAGUAGCCUCAUAAUAUUUAUGUUGAUUGGCCAGUGCAAGAAAAGAUCCCCAGCAGGAAAGCCAGUGCAUGCAUUGGCAGGAUGCUAACUCUGCUUGUGACUGCUGUGCUGCUUGUGUUUGAUGGAUUGCUCUUAGAACAUCAUCCCAAGGACAGCCCAGGAGCCCUGAGCUUUCUGUAGCCCACAUGGGUCUUUCCUACCUGCUGCCAUUUGUGAGGCUGGUUGUUGCCAUUCAAGUCCUCAACAGGCCCAGGAAAACAUUGGAGGAGUUUUCAAGUGACUCUGGAGCCAGCUGUUUCUGGUAACAGGACAAGAGAGAAAAAGGAGGCAGUGGAAACUGCCAUGAGUAAAGAUAACAUGUUGCUCUGUGGGUUUAGUUUUUUUUUAAGGACUCUAGAAUUCUGUCUGCAGGACACACACUGAAGGCAGCACCUCACACACAAUGCUGGGUACAAAUGGAUCUGGUCACUGUUGCCCACCUCACUCUCCCUCCCAGUCCCCAAAUACUCAGUCUCCUGAGAGCUUCUAAACCCUGAAUGUGAGGAACUUGAACUAUUUAUUUCAUUAACUGCCAUGUCUAUUUGUUGUAAAGCUGAAGUGGGGAGGCCUUGAGAGAAACUUCUGCUGUUAAAAGGCAUGAUCAGAGCUACUGCAAAGGACAGAUGCUUUAGAGGAGAAGUGAAGGCUACUCUGGCAAAGGCAGUGUGGGAACUUCUGUAGGAAGUGGGCUCUGGUACCAGAAUUCAAUGAAACACUCAAGAUGUCUCUCAACACCACGUAUUCAGCUAAUGAAAUUGUUGACUGAUUUUUAAGGAACCAUUUCCUAUGAUGAAGAUUAAAAAGUAAUUAAAAAUCAGCACUAGAUGAGACACUGUCCUCCAAGCCCAUUCUAGUUUUUGGGGGUCCAAGAACUAACCAAUUCAAACCCAGAGUUUUGGUGUGCUUUCACUUCAUCUGAACAAUCCAGAAAACAUUUUUUCUUUCAGGAGCAUUUAUCCAAAAUGAGAAUUUCUAGUGAACAGUGGAAGCUCAGAGAGAAAAUCAAGUUUGCAUCAAUCAGCCAUGUAAAGAGCCAUGCUAAUCCAAUCAGGCACAAACCAACACAGCAAGUGCUGUCUUACACAUUCAACUGCAAAAUUAUUCAAUCACUAUCAACUGCUUCCACUGCUAAAUGGGAAACAACCCAAUGUUAUUUGAGGAGCAACCAAAGCAGGAAAGCACCAGAAAAAAAAAAAAAAAGAAAAAAGAAAAAAAGUCUAUGACUGGAGCAGAAAUGAAGUUUCCUGGCUGUUGGUAUUUUGAUGAAACACAAUCUCUGUCUCUCCUGGGGCUUCUGGCUAGCCAGCAUGGGAUGGGUUUAUGUUUAAAAACCCCUUUGAGCAUGCACUGGGCAUUGAAGUACUGCGUUUUACCUUGAUGAGUGCAGCACAUGAAGGGAGCUGGACUUGCAGGACACUCAUCUAACAGAGAAGGUGAAAGGAACCACCAGAAAGGGAAGAAAGCUGGAAAAAGGUUGGCUCAGCCCAGAAGCAGCCCCCAGCCCCAGCUCGGGGACACCUGACCUGCAGGGAUCUCCAAAACUAGCUCAGAGCAAUUCAAGGGACUGUGUGGUUGAUACAACAGGCCAGAUGCAGGAGGUUCAGGACAGCAUUUCCUCUGCUAUGUGAUGGGAAAGAGCAGCUCCUCAGUUGGUGCUCUCCCAGCAGCUGGAGAGCCCCCCACUUUCCCUCUCUGCUCUUCAGCAGGAUUUUUGCUGCAACCAGGGGAACAGCCCUACAACCACAGCUGCCCUGGCUGGCACAGCACAAGUAUUUAGCUCUGACUUGCUGUAGAGGCUGAGCUGCAAUGAGCCAUCAGGGCAUGGCAAUCUCUGGGAGGACCAAGCCUGGAUGUCCUGCUCUGCAAGACCAGGAUGAGCAAAGAUGCUGAGCCCAGCUCGUUCUAGGUUUUUGGAGGACUUUUAGGAGCUAGAGGACUUUGGCUGAACUGGCUAGCAUGUGGAUUUUAAGAACCAGGACAACAGUUAGUGCACUAAUAAUAAUGGUUAAAACCAGAAAAAGGACUAGAAAAAAACUAUUGGAAAGAGUCCCAUCAAGAUUUGCCAUUACUGGAAAUAAUGAUGCUCUGAUAAUCUCUUACACAGUUUAAACAUGUACUAAGAACAUGAGUAUAUUGUGAAGCUGCCCUGGGGGAAAGUGAGUCAGGCAGCUGGAGCUCACCCUGCUGCCCUGGGUACCUCUGACAUGAUCUCACUGACUUCACUGUGUGGGAACACUGGGCAUGUGGAGUGGGCAAAAUGGUGCCACAACCCCAACCUGCUGGAUGGGUUUAAGCUGGGUUCAAGUUUCUAGUCCAAUUUUGUCCAAAAAGGAGCCAAGAAGGGAAGAAGAAUUAAACAGAACGGGUACAGGUUAAGAGGUGGCAAAGGAACUAACGCUGUACCUCUGGAGCUAGAGCUCACCCCCAGAAAAGAUCAGAGCUAUUUCAGUAACCACAAAAUAGAAAAGUUCUGCUGAAUCCUGCCUAGUAACGGAGUGAUAAAUUAAGUACAUCUACUUCUGGUAUCUCUGUGCUGCAGCUCUACAGGAUUGUUUAGGUAAGGAAAGCUGGGCUAGGCCUGGGUGCAGGGCUCCCCACUCUCCAGACUCACCCCUGCAGAGGGUGCUUCCCACCCCCCUCCCACAGCAUCACAUCUGCAGUCUGAGCAGCAUUCCAUCCCAAUAGGUAGCCAUCUGCUAGUCCUUCCUAACAUCCUGAACCUGGCUGGAAUUUCAGUCGUAUGCUUUCCCCCCCUCCAUGUUUAUAAAAUUACACUAAUUAUGUAUUUCUUUCACACAGUAUUUGCUUUACAGUGGUUUAAUUCAUUUUCUGUAGUCCAUAAUUAAUAUUUUCAGUAAAGCACUUUCAAAAUCCCUCUUUUGGCAUCCUCUGCUCUCAUUGCUCCCAGCUCAUGUCUGGGUUCCCCAGUGUUUUUACCAGCUUAUCCCCACAUGGCUGGUGAGGCACGUCUUUGCCAAACACACAAAGAGAACUCCUUUGCAUACCCUUGAGUUUAGGGUCUUAUUUUUUUCUGUCUUUGACUGAUAAAGCCUACGAGCCAUUUGUUCAAGAAUAAAAAGCAGUCUUUCCUACA
Molecule: messenger RNA, 4518 nt
Organism: Apus apus (common swift)
Lineage: Eukaryota; Metazoa; Chordata; Aves; Apodiformes; Apodidae
Gene: IL13RA2
Product: interleukin 13 receptor subunit alpha 2
Exons: 11
Coding region: 331-1473 (380 amino acids)
Biological process (GO): cytokine-mediated signaling pathway
Cellular component (GO): external side of plasma membrane
Molecular function (GO): protein binding; cytokine receptor activity
Source: RefSeq, a predicted model, not a curated record